This is a messenger RNA of Thermothielavioides terrestris NRRL 8126, 3626 nucleotides long. RefSeq lists its product as uncharacterized. The coding region runs from base 74 to 3508 and encodes 1144 amino acids. Lineage: Eukaryota; Fungi; Ascomycota; Sordariomycetes; Sordariales; Chaetomiaceae. The transcript has a single exon. The record is from RefSeq and is a predicted model, not a curated record.
AAUCCGCGGGCACGGUCCUGUGUAAAUACCUUGCUCCGCCCGUCGCCCGCUGCCUGGUCCCUCCCCUGCAACCAUGUCUUCGACUUUCCUCCCACCCGGGCCCGACGCCGCCACUGCCCGCCGGGACCGGUUUGAGCACCCCCAUGGCCGUCCAGCCCAGGACGCUCAACACCAAAACCAAGCCCGCCGCGAGCACCUGACCCCCUUCUCGCCCCAACUCGGAAGCACCACGACCUCUCCGGCCUUCAGUACAAACACCCCCGCAGAGUCGGUGUCAACCCUCAGCGUGCACUACCAGUCUAGCGAGUACAGCGAGCUGGACGACCCCUUCUUCGGUGUCAACUUCAACACCGCAGACGGCGCUUCUCCCUCCUUCUUGGGCGACGAGAUCCUUCAGUUCAGCAGCGGCGGGCAGCUCGCCAGCACUCCAGGCGCCCCGAUCGUGCCCGCAAACACGCAGGAUGUGCACCGGUCCGCGUCCUAUCUACCCCUGAGCCCGGACAAGAGCCCGUCGUUGCCCGGCGGAUCACCCAGCGGACAGACCAGGGAAGAAGCGGCUACACGGGGCGUGUUUGCAGACCUGUGCAGGACCUCGGUUGCGCCCCAGGAGUUGUCGCUCUCACACGAGUCGUCUCCCGCGUCUCUGAACAGACCCACCUCUUCCCAGCUGACACCGCGUACAAGCGAGAGCGCCGAAUCCAGCGUCGACGGCCGCGUCCCGUCAGCCACCAUGCAGAGCCCACGUGUCACCGUUUCCCAUUGGGAUAGGGAUAACGGGGGAGGAGUACACCAAGCGAGCGCUGAACACCCGGAACUCAGUGGCCCGGCCUUCGUAGCGGCCCGUGAUGAUACCGGCCGGUGGAUCCCAAAUCCGUCGACUGGGCAAAGCGGCCUAGACCCGUCGGCCCGUUCUGCUGUCCAGGUCGACAGCAUCAACGAUCUGGACGCUCAACGAAGGCUGAGUAAGCGCAAUCAAGAAGUCGACGCCUGGCUGGAACGGACAGCGCCUUUGUCUCACUCCGAUCCGCGGGCCGGGGAGCAUCCGGCGGAUGCUCCGAACGAUGGACCCGACAACAUCCCCUCCCGGGAGAUCGCUAUGGGCGACAGAACAGAGAACAGGCCCUUGCCAGGACAGACCUACUUCGUUGAGACUGGCGGCGAGCUGACUCGGGAAGAUCUGGAGAUUAUGCGCCAGGCCCGCAACUGGGACGACGCCCCCGUCCCCUUCUCCAUCACCCUACCCAAUUCCACUGCAUAUCAGCCACAAACCUCUCAAGCCGCUAUGGAGAAAUACCAGCGGAUGUGUCGGGAUACUGAUUCUAUCGUGUCGAGAGCAGCGACUUGGGGCACGCGGCGCCUCAGCCUGCCCAGCAUUAUCGAUACCGAAGUUCAAGUCGCUGGGAACCUCCUGAAAAAGCUGUCCCUGAACCGCGGAGACGCACGACGGCCGAGCAUUUUUGAGGGACUUCGCGGCCUCGUCCGGAAACCCAGCAUCAACUCCAGCAAACGCACUCGCGCUGAACAGGACGAUGCCAGCUCCUUCGUCGCUGACUCUCCGGGCAAAGAUACCCCGGCCAAGCUCGCCCCUCCGAGUCCUAAGUCUGGGUGGUCCAGGAAACGGAGUGUUCCCAGCAUAAACACCACCUUCGUGGAUGUCGGAAGCAGGGUGGCGUCAAUUGGUGCAUCUCAUACCCGAACCGGCUCCGUCAGCGCCACGCCCAUCACCUCGCCGAGGAGCCCCAGCGGCCUCGGCCUAAGCGUCAAGAAGCCGCUAAACCGUCUGCGCAGCAAAUCCGACACUUCCGGGAUUGUUGAUCUGUGGAAGAAGAGUGGCGGCCCCCCGGUAUCCAGCCUCGGUAAUUCUAGGGUGAACGUGACCGAAGCUGAGGACGAUGAAGAUGACGAAGACGACGGGUACGAGGACGGAGACUCGACGGCCGAAUCAGACAAGCUCAUUGACGACAUCACGCCCGACUUUGAGGGCUUCCAGAAGCACCUCCUGAAGCUGAACCCCCUCCUGGCUACCACCAAUGAUUACUUGAUCGGCCGCAUCGCGCAUCACCAAGUCCAACGGUACAAAGGCCUCCUCAACGCGCGGGUUAAACACCUGCAGGCCGUCUCCGCCAAGAACUGCGGUUGCGGGUCCAUGUGUGUUCUUUUGGGAGGCAGAGCCAAUAAAUUGGAUUCGAAGGGUGAUUCGCGCGGCCUCGACCCCUUAUCUGCCAAGUAUGACGGCUCAGACGGCGAUGCCACGCCACUGGAAGGGUCCAUCAACCCAGAUAGCUUCCCCCAGGGCAUUCCCAUGCCGCCCACGACCUCGUUGCCGGCCGAGUUCGAGUGCCAGCUGUGCUUCAAUGCCAAGAAAUUCUACAAACCGUCCGACUGGACCAAGCACGUCCACGAGGACGUCCAGCCCUUCACUUGCACAUGGGAGCGUUGCAAGGAGCCCAAGAUGUUCAAGCGGAAAGCCGACUGGGUGCGCCACGAGAAUGAAGGACAUCGCCACUUGGAGUGGUGGACCUGCGACGUCGACGACUGCCGCCACGUAUGCUACCGCCGGGACAACUUCCUGCAGCAUCUCGUCCGCGAGCACAAGUUCGCCGAGCCCAAGGUGAAGACCAAAGCAGCCAUGAAACGCGCAGGAGGCGAGGACCCAACCUGGGCCAAGGUAGAGCGGUGUCAUCAACUGACUACGGAAACCCCUCAACGCGAGCCCUGCCGGUUCUGCGGCAAAGUCUUCCCGACGUGGAAGAAGCUGACCGUCCACCUGGCUAAGCACAUGGAACACAUCAGCCUGCCGGUCCUCAAGCUGGUGGCCAUGAAAGAACUCGACGAGAACACCAUCAUCAGUCCUGUACAAGACCCCCCUCCGCGUUCGUUCCCCCCAACCUUAGCCACCCGGGCAGAGCAGCACCCCUCCGGUCCGUCGCCGAUGAUACCUCAGGUGCCAAUGCCGCAUCAACCGGGUCCCAUGGGCUACCCCAACCCUGCACACGCACCCCCGCCUCUCGGGAUGUACCCCAUCGCCCCAGCAUCGGCCUACCCGGCGGGUCUCUUCAGCCCCAACUUCGACGACCUCGCCCCCCACGGCAUGACCCAAGCACAAUUCAACCUGCCGGCGCCGACGAGCCACCCCCACCACUACCAGUCGCUCAACCCGCCGACUGCCUUCCCCAGCCUGCCCGUGACCUCGGCCGCCGCGAGCGGCUACGUGCCGGCGCCCCAGGCGAGCAGCUACAUCUCGAUGGCUCCGGACAUCGAGCCGUUCCCGGCGCUCAGCAUGAAUGCACUUGGGCUGGGGCUGCAAGACCCCAGCGCUGGCGCGCAGAUGGGAUACGACAGCAGCAGCAGCCCCGGCGGCGGCAUCUUGGAUCCCCAGGGCCUGCACCAGCAGCAGCAACAGCAACAGCAGCAGCAGCCGCAUCACCAUCAACCGCAGUACUCGCCGCAGGGGUCGGUCUCGCCGUAUGGGCAUUCGCCGGCCCCGCAGCAGGGCGGGUUCUUUUGACCUAGUUCCGCUUGAAUGUCAUCGGGCUGGGCUGACCGAGUGGUGCGAUCAUGGCCUUUUAGACGACGGUUGUUUUCGUUUGGAGCGAUUUGGUUAUUUUAUUUAUUUUCUUGGGUAU